This is a messenger RNA of Dovyalis caffra, 948 nucleotides long. NCBI's taxonomy places the organism in Eukaryota, Viridiplantae, Streptophyta, Magnoliopsida, Malpighiales, Salicaceae. The record is from the annotation of a GenBank genome assembly.
AUGGAGAAGGGAAAGAAGAGAAUGGCUGUUUUAGUAGGGUGCAACUAUCCAAACACCAGAAAUGAGUUACAUGGAUGCAUCAAUGAUGUGCUAGCCAUGAAGGAAAUGCUCGUGAAACGGUUCGGGUUUGAUCUUAGCAAUGUUCAGCUCCUAACUGAUGCAGCAGGGUCCGUGAUUCUGCCCACUGGUGCAAACAUAAAGAAGGCACUUGGUUACAUGAUUGAUCAGGCUGAAGCAGGGGAUGUCCUGUUCUUCCAUUACAGUGGACAUGGAACGAAGAUCCCAUCCGUCAAACCUGGCCAUCCCUUCAGGCAGGAUGAGGCUAUUGUGCCCUGCGAUUUUAAUCUCAUUACUGAUGUGGAUUUCAGGCAAUUAGUGAACCGGCUGCCAAAAGGGGCAAGCUUGACAAUCCUUUCUGAUUCAUGCCAUAGCGGUGGCCUAAUUGACAAAGAGAAGGAGCAAAUAGGGCCUAACGCAACAAUCACAACCAAUAAUGCUACAGUGCCUUCUCACAGCCCUAAGGCCAUCCCAUUUGUGUCCAUACUACAACACCUUACAUCUUUAACAAACAUCAACACAUCUGAUGUUGGUACCCACUUGUUAGAGUGUUUUGGAUCUGAUGCAAGCCUUAAGUUCAGAUUCCCACCACUUGAAUGGGGCCAAUUUGAAUCAAUAAAGCCAGAUGAUGGAAUUUUACUAAGUGGGUGCCAAGCAAAUGAGACUUCCGCUGAUAUGAGCCCAAAUGAGGGUGGAGGAAAAUCCUAUGGAGCAUUUAGCAAUGCAGUGCAAAUGGUAUUGAAGGAACAUUCAGGUCAAUUGAGUUACAGACGGCUAGUUACAAUGGCUAGGGAAGUGUUACAGACACAGAGGUUUGAGCAACAACAUCCUUGCUUGUAUUGCAGCGAUCAGAAUGCUGAUGCCACUUUCUUGUGGCAGCCUGAACGCUAG